UGGUGGUGUAAUUCCAGUCAGUCCCUAAGGAUUUACUCUUCACACUUUUUUAACUGGAUUUAACAAAACAAAGUCGUCUGUUGAAAAUAAAGUUCGGUAGGGAAAGCAUGGAGCCCACAGAACUAGCUGAAGGGGUGCCAGAACUAUCUGAGGAACUGGAAAGCUCUGGGUACACUUCUGGCACAUCUCCACUCAACUCACAGUAUGAGCUAUUGGACCAGGCCUUCCAGACUCCACUUGUUCUGUAUAGUGGUACCAGCAACAGAUCAGUUUUAAACUUUAGUCAACCAACUGUAAACGAGGGAACAAUACAAUUUCAGUUUGCAGAUGUUGAAGUGCCAUUGCCAGCCGUACAGUCGACGUAUUAUGUGUCAGAGGAGCAGCUGCUUCACCCAGAGCCAACCUUUGACCCAAGAUUUAACAUCUGUGUGACGCCACUAUGUGCAUUUAGCAAUCAAGUUCCUGAUUACAGACAGUACCUGUUUGACAUCAACCUGAGGCAGAAGGCUUCUCAAAGAAGUCUACAAAUCUGCCGCACAUGUUUCCAACAGAUUAUAUCCACCAGAAACCUGCCCUGUUUGUGUAAGGCUAACUGCCUGAUGUGUGCCCCAGAGAUGAGGAAAUGUUCUUCAUGUGGCCAGACCAUUCUGGAAUUUGUGCAUUUGGAAAUGUAAAUUUUCAUUUUUAAUUUAAGAUUUUUUUAAAAUAUAAAACAAAUAUGCAUGUAAAAAAAAUCCAGAUAAUGUUAUUAUUUUUUGCAAGCCUGUAGGCCUAUAUAGAAAUUUCACACACAGUUGCGUAAUUAGCAUUUAAUUUUUUUCUAAAGUUAUUAAUAAAGUGACGCCAGUUUCAUCUCUUACAGUCAUAGAAACUCACUAUAAAAAUAAUUUUAAAAAUAUAUAAAUAACUUAAAAAAUAAAAACAUUAUAUUAAAACAUUAAUUUUUAAAACCAUUUUUGCUUGUAUAUUUCAUUGUGAUUUUAUUAUUAUGUAUAUUUGUAAUUUGCAUUUAUGAAAUGUAUAAUAUGUAUCUUAUAAAGAUGUCUAGAGAAUUAUAUGGCUCAUUUUGAAAUGUAUAAACAUUGUUAAUGAUGAUGGGUCAUAUAAUGAAAAUUACAAUGGCCUUUUAUAUAGGUUACUACUUCAUUUUCAUUAAAUAUUAAAUAGUAAAAGUUUCAAAUACAAAUUUGCUUAUCAAAAUUUACUACUUCAAUUUGUAGUUUUUAAUUUCUUUUAAACUAUACUUUUUAUACAUUAAUCUUUUUAAAAUUGUUUGCAUUUUUUAAAAAUUAAUUAAUUUUUUAUUAAAAUGUUUGAUAAUUCAUUUUUUUAAAAUCGUUUUAAAAUGUUUUCAUAAUUAGUCCCCUAUGUCUUGUUUUAACAUUUGAUAAUAUGUCAUAGGCAAAUGGGAAUUGCGAUGACCUUUUAAAAUUAUUUUUAGCAAAAAUUGUAUUAGUUAAACCUACUUUUUACAUAUAGA
Messenger RNA from Physella acuta, 1480 nucleotides. RefSeq lists its product as uncharacterized. The record is from RefSeq and is a predicted model, not a curated record. Lineage: Eukaryota; Metazoa; Mollusca; Gastropoda; Physidae.